UAACCAUUAAACAUGGACAGAGAGACAUCACAACAGACAUCAAGAGUUAGGAAUCAAACACGCCCGCAUCCAGAGCCACAAUACCGAGCACGCUCACACCAGGACUCACAGUACAGUUCAUCUGAAAACGAAGAAGAUGACCGUCGUCAUAACGCUUAUGAAAGCAUUGACAGAAUGAAGCAAUACGAGGAGGCGUUUCUACGUUCAGUAGGUCUUUUUGAUCCCACUGUUGCACAGCAAGCCACAGUACCUGUUAGAAACCUGUCCAUGAAUAGAUCCAGCGGGAAGAAUAUUGCAGGUUCAGGGGGCGGUAAACAAUCUCUCCCACACAUGAAUCCUAGCACUCUGAGGCGGGAAACCGAUCGCGAUUUUGAGACUUCGUGCCUAGCAAGGACGCCCUCUGGUUCCUUGUUUAUUCCCAGCGAUAUGCCUAAGAGAUCAGGCUCUCCUCAGCAUAAGAAUUCAGCCCCAUCAUUGCACGAUGAUAUAAAGCACCCAGACAGAGCUCCUGUGCCUGUUAUUCCCGUCCGUAACAGCGUGCGACGUCCCGUGUCUAGCCAUUUUGCUCAUUCCCGAUUACAUUUAAGAAAAACACUGUCAUCUCGCUGCAGCUGGAAAUGUACAGCUCUGAUUUUUAUCUUUAUUUCGAUUGCUCUUCUUACAGCUUUAUCGUAUUUCAUAGUGGUGAACCUACGAUAUGCCAACAGACAACCAUGCCCAGUAAUGGUGGAUGAUAUGGAUUCAGUCGUACAGGGACCAGGGUUAAAAAGUACGUAUCAAGAUCAGAAAGGUAAAUUGUGGCUCUUUUCUAGUCCCCAAGUCAGAAAUGUACGCGAUGUAACCCAAGAAAGAAAGUCUUCUGAAAUAGAACCUGGGGAUACUUCAGUUGCUGCCACAAAUGACGACUCGGUGGAUGAAAGCAGUGGCGAUGCCACCUUUGAAAAGACAAAGGAAAAUGAAACAAGCCAGAAUGACUAUGGUCUCUUAGACUUACAAGCUGAUGAACUAUUGUCUGUGACCAGUAAUCUCCCUCCUAGUAAAGAUCAAAGUAAUGCCCAUAGCGUAAAUAAUAACGAUGACUCUCUUCCAGCACCAGCGAAUAUGGAAGUAUCAGCUAAUAAGGCGCUGCAGCAUGAUGCAGCCGCCAAUCCCAGGGCAGCAAAUUCUGAUUACAAUGCUUCCGGUAACCAAAUACAAACUGUUCUAAAAAACCCCGAUGUAAUUAAGACUCUCACCUUUCCACCUGAUCCUGUUGAGCCUAAAAAGUCUGAUUUCUCUGUCAAUUUGAUAGAGUUACCAGAGCAUGAGCAUGCACAAGCUGUUGGCUCAGGCAAGCUUCCUUUGUUUAUCAUUCGCAAUCCCAAGUCGACGCAACAAUUUGGAGGCAAGUCUUCAGGAGGAUUAAGUGGAAGUAUUUCUUACACUCCUAAAACGGUAACGAAACCAAAUGAAUUAGAUUCUAAACCUUUACCAGUGUCAACGACACCUCCUACUACUGCACAAACUACCAAAACAGAGGAAGAUGUGCCUUCUUUCAGCACUUCGUACAUUGGCAUACGCCGAGAAACCAUACAAUCACCAAUCACCAAACCAACAGAGAAAGCUCCUGUAUAUUACACAGUAGAAUGCUGUCCAUGUCCUAAACCACUAGCCAACACGGCAAAAUCUGAACAAACAGAGACCAUUACAAAACCUUCAAGUUCACAAGAAAUCUUAAUUUUCUCAGAAGAAUCAGAAUCUGAGUUAAAUUACACAGAAUUAACUAAAUCAAUCACACCACUCCCAGUACCGUUUGUUUUAGGCACCAUAAAUGCGUCAUUACCUGAAGAAUUAGAGAUUUUCAAUUCUACAGAUGAUUCAAAACAUCAGAACAGUUCGAUAACAAAAUCUGAGUAUUUAGGUAAGAAUACCUCUAUUUCAGAAACGCCAUUACCAAAACCUGAGAUGUUAUUAUCUGCAGUAUUGAAUUAUUCCAUAGAAUCAAGCACGGAAACGACAUUAAACACUACUGCUAAUGCAUCUGAAGUUAUAGACACUGCAACAUUCAUAACAGGUACAGAUAUAGAAGCCGAAAAUCGAACAACCGAGAUUUCCGAAGCAAUUACAUUGCCAAUUCAGAUGGAAACUACAACAGAGAGGAUGACUGUUAAAGGUGCGAAAGAAGUGACUCCUACAUCAUUCGGUAUAUCACCUUCACCAGCCAAAAUAAUACCACCAGAGAGUGACACAUUUUCGGAAGUAAGACUUGGAAGAAGAAACACCAGGAAAGUUUCGUCAUUUGGGCACUGGAAUGUUCAGUUUCAUCAACGAGAAGCUGCUUUGGUCAAGUUUAACUUCUCCGUUCCCGCUGGCGCAAGUAUUGGUGUUUACGGAAGAAGAAAUAGCGUUCCUUCUCACACGAGAUAUGAUUUUGUUGAAAUUCUUAGUCCCAAAAGCAGGAGAGUAGAACGGUCUCUUAAAGAAGCUUACAACAUGGAGUUUAUUCACUUUCUUGACCCUGGAUUGUGGUAUAUUUCUGUUUAUAACGAUGGAGAGAAUCCAGAGGUUUUGUCUUUCGUGCCCGUUAUAACAGAUCAAUCAAGCCUACCCUGUCCCUAUGACUGCCACGGUCAUGGAACGUGCGACAUGGGCACAUGUGCUUGUGAGCCAGAUUACGCAGGAGACUCCUGUGCUUAUAGGGUGUGUCCGGUUCUCUGUAGCGGCAGAGGUCAAUAUGUUUCUGGAGAAUGUAUAUGUAAUCCUGGAUGGAAAGGAAAAGAGUGUCAGCUAAGGGAAGAUGAAUGUGAGGUUGCAGAUUGCAGUGGACACGGAGACUGCGCAGACGGAACUUGUCGAUGUUUUCCUGGCUAUAAAGGGGAUUAUUGUGAAGAAAUCGACUGCCUAGAUCCAGACUGCUCAGGCCAUGGUGUUUGUGUCAGCGGUAUGUGCCUGUGUAGAAAAGGUUGGAAAGGAGCAGACUGUAAUGAACCGGACAGCGAUGCACUGCGUUGUCUUCCAGAUUGUUCAGAGCAUGGUCAAUUCGAUCUUGAGCUUCAACGUUGUGUUUGCGACGACCAGUGGACAGGACCCGACUGCUCCCAAGAAAAAUGUGAUCUCGAUUGCGGCCCAAAUGGAAGAUGUCAAGAUAGACAAUGCGUAUGUUUAGAGGGUUGGAGUGGAACAAAGUGCAUGGAGAAAUUAUGUGACCUUCGAUGUGCUGAACACGGACAAUGUAAAAACGGAACUUGUCUUUGUAUUCAAGGAUGGAAUGGCCGUCAUUGCACUUUGGAGGGUUGUCCAAAAAGCUGUAACAGUCAUGGAGAAUGUUUAAUGAUUGGUGGUGAAUGGCAGUGUCGUUGUGAAUACGACUGGGACGGAGUGGACUGCAAUGUCCCAUUAGAAAGAGUCUGUGACGAUCGCAAGGACAACGACAAUGACGGACUCGUAGAUUGUGCUGACAGUGAGUGCUGCAGGAGUGAAGAUUGCAAGGACAACCCUCUUUGUUUUUCUGCUACAGACCCAUUAGAUAUUCUUCUCAGAAAGCAGCCUCCUGCUGUGACGUCUUCUUUUUUCCAAAGGAUGCAGUUUUUGAUUGAAGAGGAUUCAGUUCAGAGCUAUGCUCGAGAAGACGCUUUUAAUGACAGCAUGUUCUGGAAUCACUUUAACGCAAGUCGUGCUUCCGUAAUCCGAGGGCAAGUAGUAAGUUCAUCUGGCAGUGGCUUGAGGGGAAUCCGAGUUGGAAUAUCGACAGAUCCACUAAUUGGUUUCACUGUUACUAGAGAAACGGGCUGGUUUGACCUCAUGGUAAAUGGGGGUGGAGCUGUUACACUGCAGUUUCAACGUGAACCUUUCAAGCCACAUGAACGUAUUGUUGUUGUUCCAUGGAACGAAAUCGUUGUCAUGAAUAAAGUAACCAUGACAAUUCGUGAAGAAAAUGCUGUCGACUACAAGUCACCUUUAUGUUUGGAUCAUAACUACGACACCAUGAAGCCCGUUGUACUAGCGACAUGGAAACACGGUUUUCAAGGUGGAUGUCCUGAGAAGAGUUCCAUUUUGGCAGAAUCUCAGGUUGUUCAGGAAAGCCUUUCCAUCCCUGGUACAGACCUUCAUCUUGUCUACCACAGCAGUAGAAUGGGGGGUUAUUUAUCUACCAUUCAGCUCCAACUAACACCUGACGAGAUCCCCUCAACAUUGCGUCUUAUUCAUCUUCGAAUAUCGAUUGAAGGGAUUUUGUUUGAGAAACAAUUCGAGGCUGACCCCGGGAUUAAAUUUACAUAUGCUUGGAACAGAAGAAAUGUCUAUCGACAGAGAGUAUACGGCGUAGCAACUGCUACAGUUCAUAUUGGCUAUGAAUACAGCAACUGUCCACAAAUAAUUUGGGAAGUGCAGAACACCCAGGUCAGUGGACACGAUAUGAGUAUUUCCGAGAUUGGAGGUUGGAAUCUAGAUAUCCAUCAUCGAUAUAACUUCCACGAAGGUAUUCUACAAAAAGGAGACGGUACAAACAUUUAUUUAAAGAACAAACCCAAAGUUCUACUAAAUAUUAUGGGAGAUGGACAACAAAGACUUCUACACUGUCCAGAUUGUAAUGGUAUAGCAAAGAAUCAGCGUCUUUUGGCACCUGUAACUGUAACUGGAGCUCCAGAUGGAAGUAUUUUUGUUGGAGACUUCAAUUUAAUUCGCAGAAUUACACCUAAUGGAUUGGUUAACACAGUAGUAGAACUCAGUGACGCACAAGUAGCCUAUCGGUAUCACUUAGCUGUGGCUCCAGUGGACGGAAAACUGUACAUUUCCGAUCCAGAAAGACACCAAGUUCUUCGUGCUAUAAGUCUCAAAGACAUUGAAGAUGUUGGUAACAAUAUAGAAGUUGUAGUUGGCAGUGGCUUAAAGUGUUUGCCGGGAGAUAAACUUCUUUGUGGUGAUGGAAGAUCGGCCAGGGACGCAAAACUAUCUUAUCCCAAAGGUAUUGCGAUAUCGGCUCACAACGAGAUGUAUAUAGCAGAUGGGACAAACAUUCGAGUAGUGGACAAAGCUGGAAUCAUUCAUACCCUUGUAGGAGAUCAUUACCACAAAAGCCACUGGAAACCAAUUCCUUGCAGUGGAACAGUAAAACUUAACCAGGUGAAUCUUCGUUGGCCUACAGAACUAUCACUUAAUCCUUUUGACAGUUCUUUACAUAUACUGGAUGAUCAUAUGGUACUUAAGAUAACUCAAGAUAAGCGGUUGAAAGUUGUGGCUGGUCGACCUCUUCAUUGCCCAUCUCCAACACCUUUUCGAGAAAGAAGUGACAUUGCUACUGAGAUUUAUUUAGAAUCUCCUCAAGGAAUUGCUUUCGCUCCAAAUGGAGAUUUGUAUAUCGCCGAAAGUGAUUCGUUAAUGGUUAACAGGGUUCGUGUUGUUGGCAGCGAUGGAAGAAUAUCCCACUUUGCUGGAGCAGAAUCAAAAUGCAGUUGCUUAGAGGUGAACUGUAAAUGCUUUGAUGAGUAUCAUUUUCUUGCGACAACAUCCAAGUUUAACACCAUCUCCUCCAUAGCAGUGACACCAGAUGGAGUUCUCCACAUAUCUGACCAAGGAAACCAGCGGAUUCGAUCUGUCUCAGCAUCUCUUCCUCAACCUAAUAACUUCCAAGAAUAUGAAAUAUAUUAUCCUCAAACACAAGAAAUAUACUUUUUUAACAGACACGGGCAGCAUAUUGCAACUAAGAAUAUUUUAACUGGCAAGACAGUGUAUACAUUUUCUUAUAAUGUGAAUACUAGUUUUGGCAAACUAAGUACUGUAACUGAUGCAGCUGGUAACAAGAUCUACAUAUUAAGAGACUACAGCAAUCAGGUGAAUACAAUUGAAAAUACCCAGGGUGGAAAAUGUAGAUUAGAAAUGUCGCGAAUGAGAAUGCUUGAGAGCUUCACUACCCCAGACAACUUCAAGACAAUGUUUGACUACCACGGGAGUACUGGGCUGUUGACAAGCAAGAUUGAUAGUUCCGGAAGAGCCUACAUUUACAGUUAUGAUGAUUACGGCCGACUAACUGAGGCAGUUACACCUAGCGGUGAAAACAUUAAAUUGUCUUAUAACCUCAGCAUCAAAGGCGCUUCAGUUACUGUAAUCCGUGAUGAUAUGGAUCCGGUAUCACUUAUUAUUAAAGGAUCGGACGUUGUGACGAAAAUAGGUGACACUGAGGAUCGAAUUAUUCGACACCCAGAUGGUAGUCUUAUGAUGAUGUCGAAAGAUUCCAGUACUACAGAAAUAGAAACUGUACCUCACCCUGUUCUUUCAGAAAAGAGCCCUCUGUUGGCAGAAAUUUUCCCUGUCCCAGCCCGGUUAAAAACGUCUCUACGUGAUGACCUGUUUCAGAGAUUUGAAUGGCGUUAUUACCUUCGUAGAGAAGGCAAAGGAUGGGACCGAAAAAUAAUGCAGAUUGGCCGAAAAAUUAAGGUGAAUGACGAAACAUUGCUGUCUGUGGAAUUUGACCGUGAACAGUACAGCGAAACAGUAUACGACAAAAAACAAAUUCCACUGGUCACUGUUCACUACGAUACCCUGGGCCACCCUCUUCAGUGGAUGCCCACCCCCAAUAUCACAGCUGUUCAGCUGGAGUAUGAUCGGUUUGGGAGACUAUCACACUGGAAAAGAGGAUAUCUCUCAGAGCGCUAUUCUUUCGAUAUCCAAGGACGUCUGGCAGAAGUUCGAUAUUCUGACAACAGUGGAAUAAUGUACAAAUAUGACGAAGGUCCUAUUAGCCUGCCAACAGAAAUUAUCCUGCCAAGUGGAAGUCGUUACCUCUUGCAGUAUGAUUCAUCGGGAAGCUUACAAGCUGUGAUUACCCCCAAUGGACACAAGCAUGAAAUAGCCAAGCAGACGUCUCUCGGAUUCUAUAAACUACUUUACGUUGCUCCUGGUGUGAAACAUCCAUACGUUUUACAUUUUAAUCACCGUGGAGAUAUAAUCGCUAAACUCUACCCAAAAACUAAAGGCCGAGUAGUUUAUAAUUACGACAAGCAAGGGAAGCUAGAGACUGUCUUCUGUGGUGGUGAGAGGACGGACUAUCAUUACAUCAAAGAGACUGGACAAGUAAAAAAUAUAGUAAAGAGUGUCACUGAUCUCGACUACAGGGUAGAAUACAGGUACCACGGUUCUGUCGUAAAGGAUGAGAAGCAGCGUUACAGUAGUAGGAGUGGACUAGAUGGCGCUAAGAUCAAAUAUCGAUAUGAUGGUCGCCUUUCGUCAGUUCAAGUAGAAGUUAAUGGGAAAACCAAAACGGAAACAAAUUACCGUUACAAUAGUGAAACAGGUUUGUUGGAACAAGUAGAACACUUUCUUGUUCAUCGCCCCAAAAUAAACAGCAUUUUCAUUCAAGACGACACGAGGCACAAUUCAAAAACAAUUGGUAUUGAUCCAUAUGGUCGUAUUGCUAUGUUAGCUAUGACCUUGUGGAACAAGGAAGUUUUCUCACUCACUCUACUCUAUGAUAAUCGAAGUCGAAUCAAACAGACCCAGUCCAAAAUUGGGAAAGAUGGGUCUUUUAUGGUCACUAACUACACCUACACUAUGGAUGGAUUUCUAGAAAGAAUGUCUGGGUCUCAAACUUGGCGCUUUAUUUAUGACAUCAAUGGAAACAUGAAAAGUGUGUGGGAGGGACUUAGACAAACUUCUCUGCGAUAUGACGAUGGUGACAGACUUAUCGGUUAUGGGGAUGUAGAACUGUAUGUUGUUGAUGCUCGUGGAUUUGUUGUUCAGCGAGGAGAGGAAAAGUUUCAGUUUAACGCCAAAGGUCAACUAACAUUGGCUUUUGAGCUCCAUCAAUAUGAAGUGAAGUACUUCUAUGACGCUAAUGAUAGACUAAUAGCUCGAAAAGAUCAUCGAGGCAAUAUUACUCAAUUUCUCUAUGCAGAUCCUCAACAUUCGCACCUCAUAACACACGUACACUAUCCAAAAAAUGACCUGACGUUUGUCCUAAUUUACGACACCAACAAUCAUUUAAUAUACAUGAAGCAGGAAAAAACUAAGUACUAUGUUGCUACAGACCACAUUGGGACUCCCGUCGCAGUAUUAACACCAGAAGGAAAUAUUAUUAAGGAGAUGCACCGAACACCUUUUGGAAAAGUUACAACUGACUCUAACCCAGAAUUUUUUCUCGCAGUUGACUUUCAGGGCGGCAUCAGAGACCCUUUAACUCAACUGAUUCACUUUGGUAGUCGGGUUUACGAUCCACUUGGAGCACAGUGGUUAACUCCAAGCUGGGAAGACAUCCCAAGUUUACUGAGGAAACCAUACAACAUUCAUCUUUAUCGUUUUCACAGCAAUGAUCCAAUCAACCCAAUUCCUAAACAGGAAGCACAUCUGAAUGAGCUACCAGAAUGGUUGACUGCUCUUGGAUAUGAUAUGAGCAAAAUACUCUUUAAAACAAAUCCCUGCAUCAAGAAUUCGGGUUCGCUGAUGUUACAACAAAGUCUACCAGUGAUUUCAGGCCUGAGUUGUACAGCUGAGAUUGUUACUGAUGAGUUCUACAGGUUUAGUACUGUGCCACAGACAGAAGUAAAAGUUGAUGGAAAUUUCUUGCGUCGGAUCAAUUCAAGAAUUGCCAACCUUCCUUCAGUCCUCGGAGACGGUAUUCUUUUGUCUAGACAAAAUGAUCGCGCUAUCGUACAGAUCGUCAGUGAAGCUUCCCCAAUUCUGAGAGAUGUUGUGAAUUCUGUGUUUAAUGAUACUUUUAUGAUAGACUUCCAUUUCUCCCAUCAUGGACAAGAUUCUUUUUAUUUUGUGCAACCGGAUUUCAGUAAGGCGCAAGAGGACUGGGACCAGCUUCAACGCUUGGGUUCAAUGUUUAAUGUUACGAUGCAUCCGGUAAAAGGAAAGGAAGCACUUCCUGGUAUUCCUAAAGUGGACAUUCGAGUCCAAAGUACCAGCGUUCUCUUGAAUAUGCGGUAUGGAACAAGCCUUCAAGAAGAGAGAUUGCGUUUAGUCGUAGAUGCUAGACGUAGAGCCGUUGAAGAGGCAUGGCAACAAGAGGUAGCACUAGCUCAAAGCGGUCAUCGUGGUUCGAGGGAUUGGAGUAAAGGGGAGAGAGAAGAAUUGUUAUCUACAGGAGCUGUCCCACGGUAUUAUGGAAAUGAUGUACAUGAUACAGAUAGAUAUCCUCAGCUCGCUGACGACCCAACAAAUGUUGUUUUUCAAAAGGAAAACUCCAGAAAACGACGAGCUCGGCUCCGCAGAAGACCUGGAUAAAUUGUUAGAGUUAAUAACACCAAAAGGUGUUAUUUUCUAUUCACUUACUUUAGUGCCAUGAACACACUUGUAAAUUGAUCUGGACUUUUAUGAGAUGCACCUAUCUGUCUAUCUAUCUAUAUCUAUGUGUCUAUCUAUAUACAUAAAUAAAUAAAUAUAUAUAUAUAUAUAUAUACUUGGGACGACAUACGUUGGCCAAAUCAUACAAUACCCAAGUAGACAUUAAGAAGGAAGAGACCCAUCUUAUGAAUCCGUUAAAGGAAGUCGACAAUAUAUCUUGAAAUUGCGUAAGCGGUAGUGUGAUCGCAAAUUUUGAGAGACAAUUGAGUGCAAUGGGAACUUAGUCAAGUUUAUUAAUUUCAAUUAUAUCUGAAACAAAAUCAUUAAUGCUCUUACAGAAAGGCAACAUUUGCUUGCAAAUAUUUUUGAAAGAUUUCUGAAGCAUUACAUUUUUUUGAAAUGUGUGUGUGUUCAGAAUAGACUUAAGGGAACAUAAAUUGAUAUAAAUUGGUGUGUCGGAUGUUUGUUGAACACGACUGUCAUCGAUCGUUUACAAUGAUUAUUUAAUUUUCCACGCGUAACAAAUUGUGAAUGGAGCCUCUCGUUUUUCUGCCAUCAAGUCCAGGCUAUAUGAAAAUUGAAUAUUAUUGUGUCUCAAGGUAAAAUAAUUAUUAUUCAAUUUACUUAAAAACAAGUUUACAAAAACUGACAGUGUCUCUUUUAAGGUAUUUAUCAAAAACAUAUUGCAUUUGCAAGUACUUGCUGAAAGCCUGUAGUGACUAGGUCUAAAGCAUACCAAGAUGUUAAGAGGCGAAUUAAUUUUUCCUUAUCACUAGUCACGUGUUAGUUUUAGCUCUGAAUGGUAUUGUAAUGCAGGAUCUUGAGCACCCGAGAUAAUAAAUACUCCCCUUUAUGUAUAUUAUAUCAUGCUGAAAGUAAAGCUGUAAUUAAUCUAUGUUUAUAAUAUUGUGGAAAUAUAUAGUAUAUAAAUACAUUCAGAUAUAUCUCAGUUUGCAUGAGAAAUAUUAUGCUUAUCAAGAUCUGCAGAGCCGUGAUGCUUUCAAGUAAUUCAUGUUUAAGCUAUUUGUUUUCCUUUCGCCAAGAGCCUGUAUGGAAUUGUUUCCCCAUAUAUCUCAUGAGCAGACUUAGUUGUGUGCUUGUGUACGAAACUGUAUGGUGUGUACAUAAAUGUGCUAUUCUUCUAAUUGGCAUUGUUUUACCCAGGAGCGAAUAUUAUGUUCGGAAAUAAACUUAACCAAGUCCCAACAAGAAAUGGUAAGUUUGCUUCUUCCACAACUUUUUUUAUCUUAAAGUUAUUUGAUGCUAAGUAUUAAGUUUAAUCAAAAGCUAUGUAAUAACCUAAACUUUUGAAAUGAAUGUCCUGUGCGAUCUCGUAUUCUGUCAGUGUGGCUAAAACUUCCAAGUGCCUUACUUCCAACCACUCCCUAUACAGUUCACUAUCCUUCAGAGCUCUACUCCUUUAUGCACUCACUAUCUUUUCUCACUCUAAGCUUCUAACGGGGGAAAAAAUCAAGUCACUGGUGCCAAAGAUGAAUGAGAAGUUAUACCAGCCUAACCGCCGGCUUAUUGAAGCGUUAUAUAAAUACCUAGUUCCCGGCGUUGUCUUUUUUGUUUGCUUUCCGCAACAAAAUGCUGAUUUAUGUCCAUGUUUACCAUAGAGCGAUAUAGUGUGAUUAAGCUAUUGUACAGUAAUCCUAAUUAUGCUGUGAAAAAUUCCUUUAUUUGUACUUAAAAGUUGUCAGUCAAACAGGAAAAAUAUGGUGAAAUAAAAUUUAUGUUAAGCUUGAA
Messenger RNA from Limulus polyphemus (Atlantic horseshoe crab), 11010 nucleotides. Its product is annotated as teneurin-m-like. Lineage: Eukaryota; Metazoa; Arthropoda; Merostomata; Xiphosura; Limulidae. The record is from RefSeq and is a predicted model, not a curated record. Gene Ontology annotation, biological process: motor neuron axon guidance.